UGCGUGAGCAGCAGGAGGGUUGUGUUCACGUCAGGGAGGGCGAGAAUCCUGUCAACAAACUCACACAGAGUGUGAUUGAUUACGUUUAAUAAAUGGACAUCUCCUGACAGAGGCCUUUUUAGUUCAAGGAAAGCGACUCCUGAAACCUUCUGCCCAGAUCCUGAUCAAUGCUCAGUGGUGAAACCAUGACUACUGUCAACAUCACCAGAGAAAUUCUGCACAGGCAGAUCAAGGACUCAAAAGCGUCUGGCUUCCAAAGAUUCUAUCAUGUGACUGACCCCUUCAUCAAGAGACUUGGACUAGAGGCUGAGCUCCAGGGUCAUACAGGCUGUGUGAACUGUUUGGAGUGGAAUGAACGUGGAGAUCUACUGGCCUCGGGCUCCGAUGAUCAACAUGCCAUCAUUUGGGAUCCAUUCAAACACAAGAAGCUUACGACUAUGCACACCGGUCAUGCAGCAAAUAUCUUCUCUGUGAAGUUCCUCCCUCACUCUGGAGACAGGAUUUUGAUAACAGGUGCAGCUGACACAAAGGUCCAUGUACAUGACCUGACAGUGAAGGAAACCAUCCAUAUGUUUUCGGAUCAUACCAACAGAGUAAAACGCAUCGCCACAGCACCCAUGUGGCCCAACACCUUCUGGAGUGCUGCAGAGGAUGGCAUCAUCAGACAAUAUGACCUGCGGGAGAGCAGUAAACGCUCUGAGGUGCUGAUUGACCUGACAGAGUUUUGUGGUCAGCUGGUUGAGGCCAAGUGUUUGGCUGUCAACCCACGAGACAACAACUACCUGGCAGUGGGAGCCAAUGGUCCCUUUGUGCGCCUCUACGACAUCAGGAUGAUUCACAACUACAGGAAAUCUAUGAGUCAGAGCACAUCGGCAGCUGUGCACACAUUCUGUGAAAGACAGAAGCCCAUCCCAGACGGAGCAGGGCAGUAUUAUGUUGCAGGUCACCUACCAGUUAAACUCCCAGACUACAAUAACCGCCUACGGGUCCUGGUGGCCACCUAUGUCACCUUCAGUCCAGAUGGCACAGAGCUGCUUGUUAACAUGGGUGGGGAACAGGUGUACCUAUUUGACUUAACAUUUAAACAGAGGCCAUAUACAUUCUUGCUUCCAAAAAAGUUCCAGUCAUCAACAGGUGACACGCAGAAUGGAAAGACAACCAAUGGCGUCUCCAAUGGACUCCACUUGCCAACCAGCCAUAUUCAUUUUGCCGGAAGCAAGAUGCACUCAAGUUCUACUGAGCUUCCUCCCCACUUGGAGAAGAUAAAGCAACAAGCUAAUGAUGCAUUUGCACAGCAGCAGUGGACACGGGCCAUCCAGCUGUACAGUUUAGGCAUUGAGAAGGCCAACUGCAAUGCCAUGCUGUAUGGAAACCGGGCUGCAGCCUACAUGAAACGCAAGUGGGAUGGAGACCAUUACGAUGCUCUCAGGGAUUGUCUGAAGGCUCUAACUCUAAACCCCGGCCACCUGAAAGCUCAUUUCAGACUGGCACGGUGUCUGUUUGAGUUGAAGUACGUGACUGAGGCUCUGGAGUGUUUGGAUGACUUCAGAGGAAAGUUUCCAGAGCAGGCGCACAGCAGCGCCUGUGACGCCUUAGAUAAAGAUAUCAAAGCUGCUCUGUUCACCAAGACUGAAUCAGCUGAAGAUAAGAAGUCCAAUAGCUCCAUUCGAUUCCACUCGUUCAGUCGGAAAGAGUCGAUCCCUGAAGAUGAGUUGGUGCUGAGAGAGCGCAGCUUUGACUACAAGCACAGAUACUGUGGUCACUGCAACACCACCACUGAUAUCAAGGAGGCCAACUUCUUUGGAAGCAAAGGGCAGUACAUCGUGAGUGGCUCAGACGACGGCUCCUUCUUCAUCUGGGAAAAGGAGACCACUAAUCUGGUGAGGAUCCUGCAGGGGGAUGAGUCCAUAGUCAACUGCCUCCAGCCCCACCCCAGCUACUGCUUCCUGGCUACAAGUGGUAUCGACCCUGUUGUUCGAUUAUGGAACCCCAGACCAGUGACUGAGUGUGACAACGUACGGGUAGUGGACGACAUGGAGGGCGCUGCUCAGGCGAAUCAACGACGUAUGAACGCGGAUCCACUGGAGGUCAUGCUGCUCAACAUGGGCUAUCGCAUCACAGGCCUGCGUGGCGUUGGGCCAGAAGGCUCGGAUGACGAAGACAGCUCAGAGGGACAAGUUCAAUGUCGACCAAGUUAAGCAAACUGCCAUUCUGCAGAACAAGCGUAGAAAGCGAAGCGCUCUCCCAGCUCCAGUUUGAAUCUUUAUCCUGCCCCCACUCUAUGACAGAAACAUCGAUCGAAUGUCAUGUCACAUUUCUGAACUAUGCAUCGUCCUCCACUGUCCUGUAACAGGACCAGUGGAGACCACUUUGGGAAGAGGAAAUUCAUGGAGGGGUGGAGACGACACACACAUCUUGCACCUCUAAAGCACCAACAACACCUCAGCCUCUCCUCCCUUCUGUGGAGGUCAGGGCAGACAUUGAGGAGAGCACCUUCCACACCACUCCCAGUUUCUCUUGCAGAAGGAGUAGUUCAGUACUUAUCCCUGCUCAGGUUUAUGUUGGAGAGACACGCUGCAUGUAGAAGAAGAAGCCCGUGGUCAGGCGACCUAAUUUUCAGGUCAUUGUGGCCACACAGUCGCAGAAUCCUCCAUAGAGGUUCACAUCACAAACCAGAGGACAGUGCUUUGUUACAUCUCCUGUCUGCUCCUUGUGUUGGAGCUUAAAGUUGCAGUGCCCGCUCAUCUCAGAAAGGCUGCAGACCCAAGUCACUGAUUCUGAGUUGGACGUGAUCAUAUUUUCUGUUGCAGUUACAGAAUGAAUUAGAAUCUCAUGGCUGUGAACGUUGCCCCAAUAAAAAGUAUUUACAAGCUUUAUUUAAGUUUGUAACUAUCAGAUAAAUCUUCUGCCAAAGGUUGUCUAUUGUUUCAGCAGCCAAGGAUUAAUGUUUGUUUUCUCCAUUUCACUGAAGCAUCACUGUUUUACUGUACCCUUUUAGUUUUUACCACUAUAGAUUAUUGUCAGGAGGAAGACAAUAUAAACAGAAAACUGUUUGUAAAAGAAUCGGAUACAGUUUAUUUGUUUAAAAUGUCCCGUUGAUUGUUGAGUGAUUGUGUUAUCUGGCAUGAAAUGUCAGUGUGAAACUUGUGUUGGGUGUAUGUGGGACACAUGCUAAUUAUGUGGUACAGUAUACAGUAUAAAUUAGUGUGAUUCCUCUUUUCAGUGAUUUUUCUAAUUUGAUCUAAUGUUUCUGUAACUCUUGAUAUUUACUAAUGUCAGUAAAACACUAUAAAAUAUGAUUUUCUUGACAAAAUAGUAAAAGGCUCUGUUGCAGAAAUCAGUCCAUUGUCCACCAAGUGCCAAAACAUACACUUAUUAAACGUAAUUGGUUAAUAGAUAGUAUAUGGAACUAUCUCACUCGAAUAGGUGUAAUCGCUGACAAUUAAGUAUGAUAUUAAGUUCCUGUAAUACAGUCAGAAAUUGAUUGCUGUUCCUGUGAGGUUUUACUGCAGGACUGAGUUUUUGCUGGUAAAGGUGCAGGGGAAGCAGCAAGUAUGUUCUUCAGAUCCGUGCAGGGUGCUGCUGCUAAGAAUAACCUGUUUACCUAUGUUAAGGCUCACAUUAACAAAGGUGAGGGUUUGGGGGCUUGUUCCCUGAUCUAAUGACAACCAGAGUCGAGUAUUUUUGGAUCUGGCACGAUCCGAAAGGGUACGGCAUCACAAUGUAGUGAAGUAAAUGGUCCUAACCGUGUAGUAUGCCAGUUGUUAAAUCCUUACAAAGAGACGAAAGAGUGCAAAAUGUCAUAAAGGUAGAAUGCUCCUUCAGUCCCAGCACACACAACAUGCUGAUAGUUAACAUUCUUCUACCACUAAAUGCAGCCUUAGAGAAAGACAUGGGGAAAGUGCUGCAGUGGUCGUGUAUGUUACUCAUACUCCACCCCAAUGAGAAGUUGGGAAAAGGCCAAGACAAGAAGGUCAUCCUCAUAUGGAAAAUGCAGGGCCGAUUUUAAUAAUAAUUUUCUGCAUUCAGUGCUAAAAAGCCAAAUAGAGUGAGAUGAAUAUUAGAUGUUUUAAACCAACAAUGCUCUCUUUUCAACGCAAGCAAAAUUUUUACAUAUUUUUCAGACAGUGAUAGCAUAAUCAUUCUGAUUUAACGUUACUGUGUUUUAUUUUUUACCAACUUGACCAUGAAUUUUGAUGAUCACUGAUACGUCCUUAUGUUCAGAGAGGGUGUUGUCAUUCAUACAUACUGUAUACUGUAUAUACUGACAUGUGGCUCUCGCUCUAGUCCUCUGCUGCAGUCAACUGUUCAGUUCUGCUUCUCUGGGCAUUAAGAAAAACAACACAGCUUUUCCAUUUAUGGCUCAAAGAACAAACCAGCACAUCUUACUGACCUCAAAAGGGGGUUAAUGUUAACAAAUGGCUCAACAAUAAUAUGCACAACACUAAGUUUUCAUUUAACUCUGUUCAUGACAUUUGUUUUGUUUGUAUUCUGUUUUUCUUCCCAUGAUGACCUUUGUUGCAAACAAAGUAAACAAUGAAACACCGACAACA
This is a messenger RNA of Solea senegalensis (Senegalese sole), 4553 nucleotides long. It is a transcript of the gene wdtc1, whose product is annotated as WD and tetratricopeptide repeats 1. Bases 168 to 2198 code for a protein of 676 amino acids. The record is from RefSeq and is a predicted model, not a curated record. NCBI's taxonomy places the organism in Eukaryota, Metazoa, Chordata, Actinopteri, Pleuronectiformes, Soleidae. The transcript is spliced from 16 exons. Gene Ontology annotation, biological process: negative regulation of fatty acid biosynthetic process. Gene Ontology annotation, cellular component: cytoplasm; Cul4-RING E3 ubiquitin ligase complex. Gene Ontology annotation, molecular function: protein binding.